UUAAAGAAAACUGAAAUAAAUGAAGACAACUUGUAUAUGGAUAAAAUAUGGUUUCAAUGUGAGAACGAGAAUUGUUUAAAAUGGAGGUUGUUAUCUAGUGAAGAUGCUGCCCAGGUUGAUCACAAUGAGCCAUGGUUUUGCUUCAUGAACACUGACCUAAACCAUAACACAUGCUCUGCUUCUGAAGAAUGCUUUCCUGAAGAGUCUCAUGUUCUUAAAAGUGGAUUUAAAUAUGUCUAUUCACAACUUCCUAUAGGAAGUCUAGUCUUGGUGAAAUUGUACAGUUGGCCAAGUUGGCCAGGUAUACUUUGUCUUGAUCCUUUAAUGGGGGAAUAUGUGACCUGUGACCUGGAUGGAAAUGUUGAAUGCUAUCAUGUAGAAUUCCUGGGUAAUCCACAUUCAAGAAAAUGGAUAAAAGCAAACAGUGUUGGUCAUUAUAGUAUCACAUUAAAGCCAGAAAAAUGCAAACUUAAUAAAAGAUGGUAUGAAAGUGCUCUACAAGAAGCAUACCUGUUAUAUGCAUUUUCUCAUGAGCAAAGACUGGAGAUGUGUCUUCUAUCAAAAAGAGGGAUGCCAUUAAUGGACGAACCUGAAGCAAAUAUUAAAGCUGCCAUGAAAGCCAAGAAAAGAGAAAGAAUUCUUCAAAUAUUUUUUGAAAUAGUCUGUUCAGAUGAUGCGUUAUUAAAGGAGAACAGAGUUGUUUGUGAGACAGAGGACAUACUAAAAGAUCUUGAACAAAUGCUGCAGGAAGCAGGAGAACCCGUGAAGUCCUUUGGGGAGACAGAUGCACAUGGAGAUGAAAUACAUGCAGAAGGAAAGGUAUCUCUGUGCAACACCGAAGCUUCAGAAGAAAUCCUAUGUGAAAACCAGUGCGAAGAGGAUGGUCUUAUAAUUGAUGGAGUGCUCUUCAGAACUGGAGAAUGUAUUGAGAGUAUAACUGACAAGUUCAAAGAAAUAGAUGCUUUGAUGUCUGAGUUUUAGACUAGCAUGUAAGUGACUAAAAUGACCUAUUCAAGCAGCUAUCCAUUUUCAGAUGACACAGGUAUUUAAAAUAUAAGGUCCAGGAAGCAAAAGCAGUACAGAAAUGAUACAUUUAUUCAUUUAAAAUUUAUUACUUAACUAUGGCAAUCAAAUGAUGUCCAUGUGAGUACUUAAGACAAAAGUAAAUAAAAAUUUAACAUUUA
Molecule: messenger RNA, 1184 nt
Organism: Trichosurus vulpecula (common brushtail)
Lineage: Eukaryota; Metazoa; Chordata; Mammalia; Diprotodontia; Phalangeridae
Gene: ZCWPW2
Product: zinc finger CW-type and PWWP domain containing 2
Cellular component (GO): nucleus
Molecular function (GO): zinc ion binding
Source: RefSeq, a predicted model, not a curated record